Stegastes partitus (bicolor damselfish) is the source of this 1737-nucleotide messenger RNA. Its product is annotated as poliovirus receptor-related protein 1-like. Gene Ontology annotation, biological process: negative regulation of neuroinflammatory response; heterotypic cell-cell adhesion. Gene Ontology annotation, molecular function: cell-cell adhesion mediator activity. Bases 143 to 1270 code for a protein of 375 amino acids. The transcript has 7 exons. Gene Ontology annotation, cellular component: cell surface; axon; neuronal cell body. NCBI's taxonomy places the organism in Eukaryota, Metazoa, Chordata, Actinopteri, Pomacentridae. The record is from RefSeq and is a predicted model, not a curated record.
GGAGAGGGGGGAGGGGGUUACUUACAUUCACUAUAUCACGUAAAAAGCUGAUUUGUAUGUCGUAUCUAACAUGUGACUUUUAAAAAAUAUUUUCAUAGUAAUUUCCACAAUAUUUGUCUGAUAAUUCGUUCCUACAUAGUUGAUGAAGCUGUCUACUGCUCUUAGUAUGACCCCUUCACUUGGCGCCUUCUUAGUUUCAUUUUCAUUGACUUUGGCGGGUGAGCAACAUGCAGCAGCAACGAUGUCACAUUGUGAACUUUUGUGCAUUUAUUUUGUUCUUGGAGUCCUUCAGAAAGGUCGAACAGCAGUGAUAGAAACACAGCCGACUGUGGUGGCAGCAGCUGGAGGAGAGGCUCAGUUAAACUGUCAGCUCCUGCAAUCUAAAGAAGUCCUUCAAGUCACCUGGCAGAAGGUGCUACGCGAUGGAGAGAAGAAUCUCGGCACCUACAACAAGUACUCUGGCCAAACGGUCAAUCCAGAAUUUGCGGAUAAGAUGGAGUUUAGAUACACUGGACUGCAGAACUGCUCCAUAGUUGUCCGGAACAUGACGGAGCAGGACGAAGGCUGCUAUCGCUGCUUGUUUAACACCUACCCUGAAGGAGCUCUGACAGCCACGACCUGCCUCCAGGUCUACGAGCUGCAUGAACCCGUCCUCCGUGUCGGAGAAUCAGACUCUUCUGCAGAGUCACUUGUGUCGUGUUCAGCCACAGGUCGACCUGCUCCCACUGUAACACUGAACGUUACACAGCAACACCUCCACUUCUCACACCACAACACCGUCAGUGUCAACAACAACAACGGUACAGUCACCGUCACCACGACGGCUGUGCUGUCAGGUUUCCAUGGCAACGGCACACAGGUUAGCUGUGCAGCCCGACUGCUGUCUGGUCCUCAGAUGGAGACGGUUCUGAUGAUUCCUGAGGUCAAACUGACUGAAGAUUCUUACGAGAAACUGGAAUCCGAUAAGAGUGAAUCCGAUCCCACCUGGAUCAUUGUGUUAGUUGUAAUGAUGGUAGCUUGUGGAGCUGUUGUUGUGAUCAUCAGUGCUGUGAUCAAACGAAGGAGCCUGAAUCGGGACCCUGAGAAGAUCAAGACACCACAGAAAUCAGGACAAGACAUUCAGGGGAUCACAACACCUUUAAUCAGACAAGAGAAUGAGCAGCUCAGGCAGCGGACAUCAACAUCAACCAAGAAAAGUCCACCAAUCAAACACCAGAAACAUUCACCUUCAACAGCAAAAAGACUGUUUGAAGACUCUGAAACUUGUUGAACAAAUUUGCGUCACAGUCAAAUACGUGGGCAAUUGUAAAUGCAUUUUUCAACAAAACAGAGAACAAGUCUUUCCCAGUUGUUGGACGAGGAUUAGAGACCUUCAGCUGAACUGAUCCAUAAGCACAGUUUGUUUUAUAUUUGCAUUUUUAUACAAGAAGAUUUUUUAAAACCAUUUUCCUACAAUCUGUUGUGUGUUUAUGUGUUUUAUAAAUGUUGUUGUUUUUUCACUGAUUUUGUUUUUUGUACCUUUGUGUAACUUCUUGUUACUUUACAUGUAACACUAAUGUCACUGAUUCAUGAUUUUUAUUUCUUGCACCAAUCUGUUUACAAAAAUAAAAUGCAUAUAUCUGUGCAAUGUUUUCAUAUAAAGUGAUUAUUAGGAGAAAAAAAUUAAUAAAUUAGAGGACACAGAAUCUAAUAUGUACUUACUUAUGUACUUAUAAAUAAAAACACUAUUUAUAUUCA